Messenger RNA from Trematosphaeria pertusa, 1966 nucleotides. RefSeq lists its product as uncharacterized. The transcript is spliced from 8 exons. Lineage: Eukaryota; Fungi; Ascomycota; Dothideomycetes; Pleosporales; Trematosphaeriaceae. The record is from RefSeq and is a predicted model, not a curated record. Bases 1 to 1947 code for a protein of 648 amino acids.
AUGGAUGGAGAUCUUCAGGACCAACCUCUGGAGUACAGAGUGCCUACUCCGCCUCCACUACCAUUGAAACCUCCUCCACCACCUCCUCCUCCGACAUUAGAGCUCACGCUCAGACGGCCCUCACCAUACUCGUUUGGACCAUCAUCUCUCUCGAGCCACUCCCGACUUUCGUCGCUCACCUCGCCCCGUUCUUUGACUUCAUCACAGACGUCCUACAGCAAUCCUCGUAGUGAUUCUCUUCAUAUCAACGUCGGCAUAGACUUCGGGACAACCUACUCCGGGGUCUGUUGGGCCAUCUUGGGCACACACGAGCCCAGUGUCAACGUCGUUACACAAUGGCCAGGCGAAACCAGCGUAAAGGUACCGAGCGAAAUUGCGUACAAGGAUGGCGUUGUACACUGGGGGUUCACAAUUCCACCUGACGUCGAGAGGUUACAGUGGUUCAAGUUGCUGCUUCUGAAAGAAAACGAGCGGUUUGCAAAGGUUCAGGGAUCGAAGCAACUAAAAGCAGCUAGACAGCUGCUCGAAAAGCUUAGUAAAUCGGCCGUCGAUGUCGUGGCCGACUACCUAGGGCGGCUAUGGGAGUGUGCGUUAGUCGACAUCAGAAAGCAAGAGGGUAGUAGCAUGGAUGGGAUGCCAUUCCGAAUCGUCUUAACAGUUCCAGCAAAUUGGCCUCUCGAAGCUCGAGACGAGAUGAGGAAGGCUGCUCAGAAGGCUGGGUUAUUGGACCGUCGAAUGGGAGCCCUAGAGACCAAAUUGGAAUUUGUCGGGGAGCCAGAGGCUGCGGCGCUUGCAGCGUUCUUCGACGGGAAUAUUCGACGUAACAUUAGAGUCGGCGAUAUCGUUGUCAUUUGCGAUGCAGGCGGAGGAACAGUCGACAUUGUUACAUACGAAGUCGAGACGGUUGAACCUUGUGUAAACCUUGGAGAGUGUAUUAGUGGCGACAUGGAUCUUUGCGGCUCCAUCUUUCUCGACGAGGCCUUCCAAGAAUACCUAUCCGUGAGGAUGGGCAAAGACAAAUUACGAAAAUUACCUCAGAGGACGUACCGCGAACUCAUAAGGACUUGGGAGAACAAUGUCAAACGUCAGUACCAUAAAGAUACCCCGGAAGUAACCAUCAACCUGCCUCACGAAGUCGCGAAAGCAAUUAAGUCGCUCAGGAAUAUGGUCAAAAGGAAGAAUGGGAACAAGCAACUUACGGGAGAUUUGAUGCGCCUGAGCUCUGAGGACAUCCGCGGCAUCUUCGAUCCCGUUAUGACGAGCAUCCUUACUUUGAUAAUCAAGCAACGGAAUGCCACGAUGGAGAAGAGGAAGAGGAAACCGAAGGCCAUCCUCUUGGUUGGAGGCCUUGGGGGGAACAAGUACCUGUGGGCAUCGAUUUGUCGUGGCGCCGCUAUCAAGGCGAUGACCCUUGACGAACCCUACGAUCAGCCUCUCCCUGUCGUAACAUCGUACAUCUCCAAGGCGCACUACGGAAUCGUGUGCAAAGUGCCUUUCGACAAGGAGAAGCAUUCAGAAGAAGACCGCAAGUUCGAUUCAGCUACAAAUAUGGAUCUGGCAUGGAAUCAGAUGCGGUGGUACGUGAAGAAGGGAGAGGACGUGUCGAAAGGGAAGCCAGUUACCAUGUCGUGGGAGAAGUUCCAUCCCGAGUCCCGUCCAUGCACGAGCUUCACCAUCAAAAUGUAUGAAUGCGAAGCGGAGGAUGCACCUACUCGAUUGACAGCCGAAGUGCGCCAAUGCGAGACGAUAAUAAUCCCCUUCAGCUGGAGCAACCUGCUUGUGCAGGAUGGUGCCGACGGUAAACGAUUUCGCAGGGUACAGUUCGAUCUAAAGAUGAGCAUGCUGGGCAUGGGCAAGCUCGACUUCGCGACGUACGUGGACGGUAACAUGGUAGCUCGGAAGAACGUGAGCGUUAAGCUCGGGGAUAGCCAUGGAGAAAGAUGCUGAGGGCUGAAGGAUGUUGAAG